GUCUGACUUCAAACAUGUCUGAGGAAAAUAUAUAUUAUACCUUAGGAAAUGAAUUUACCAUCUGGUCAACUUGCAUUUUGGAAGGAUGGUCAGGGUUUAUUGUAUAUCCCUUAACUUUGAUAGUAAUUCUGAUAAUUUUAUAUUAUCCCAUUUUAUCUAUGUUGUCUCUCAUGUAUCUAUACAAUACAAUAAUGUUUGUAUGGAAAAUGCUUGGCAAUCUGCCAGAUGAUAUUGAAAGCAAAAAAUGGGACAAGCCAAAGAAAUAUUUGGCACUGGCAGCUAAGUGGCAUGGAAAAAUACUGCACAGUUAUGAGGUUUCUGGAGUAGAAAAUCUACCAAAAGAACCAGCAAUCUUUGUUUUUUACCAUGGAGCCUUUCCAAAGGACAUCUAUUUUUUUGUCCAUAAGAUGUAUAGACUUACUGGGAAAUUUUGGUGUUGUGUGAUCCAUCAUACUCUUUUUUGUCUACCAGGACUAACUCUGUACUGUGACCUCCAACACACUGUUCAUCCUACAAGAGAAAAGAGUGUAGACAUUCUGAAACAAGGGAACCACCUGAUAGUUGCACCAGGAGGACUCCAAGAGCAGAACUAUGGAAAUAAUCAUUACAAACUAAUAUGGGGGAAACGGAAAGGAUUUGCUCAUACAGCCAUCAAUGCAAAAGUGCCAAUCGUCCCUAUGUUUACACAAAAUAUUAGAGAAGCAUAUGUAUCAUAUGGAAAUAUACGACCAAUGAGAUGGUUAUAUGAGCGAAUUCCAUGGUUUACCUUUCCAUUAUGUGGAUUGUUUCCAGUUAAACUUAUAAUCCAUAUUGGAAAACCAAUUCCAUAUGAUCCAAAUAUAUCUGCUGAAAAAUUAGCUGAAAAAACUCAAAGGGCAAUAGAGGCUUUACGGGACAAACACCAGGAAAUCCCAGGAAACAUAUUGCGUGCUCUUAAGGCAACAUUUUGAGACACAUAACAAAGAAA
Thamnophis elegans (Western terrestrial garter snake) is the source of this 967-nucleotide messenger RNA. RefSeq names its product transmembrane protein 68-like. The transcript has 6 exons. Lineage: Eukaryota; Metazoa; Chordata; Lepidosauria; Squamata; Natricidae. The record is from RefSeq and is a predicted model, not a curated record. Bases 15 to 950 code for a protein of 311 amino acids. Gene Ontology annotation, molecular function: acyltransferase activity. Gene Ontology annotation, cellular component: membrane.